Messenger RNA from Pristis pectinata (smalltooth sawfish), 3747 nucleotides. It is a transcript of the gene ptpro, whose product is annotated as protein tyrosine phosphatase receptor type O. The record is from RefSeq and is a predicted model, not a curated record. Gene Ontology annotation, cellular component: glutamatergic synapse; GABA-ergic synapse; plasma membrane. Gene Ontology annotation, molecular function: cadherin binding; Wnt-protein binding; protein tyrosine phosphatase activity. Lineage: Eukaryota; Metazoa; Chordata; Chondrichthyes; Rhinopristiformes; Pristidae. Gene Ontology annotation, biological process: podocyte differentiation; regulation of glomerular filtration; negative regulation of canonical Wnt signaling pathway.
AUGAAGGAGAAAAAUCUUCAUAUUAAAAGUGUUCAGGUCACAAGAUGGACAGAGUUUGAAGCUCAAAGGAAACAAGUAUGGAUUCGUACAAAAGUAGUAUAUCUUGAGCUAAAGAGUGCUGCUGCCAUCUCUGCCACUGUUAGUGAUGACAACAAAAUCAUAGUGUCACUCCAGCCACCAGAUGUGACCAAUGGAUCCUCUCUGUAUUAUGUGAAGGUAACGCAGUCUGUUAACCUGACUAGUUUUAAACUCCAGUUCAAGGACUUCAACCACACCCUCCCUCCUCCUGUAGUCUUCAAUGCUUCGUACCAUGGGAUCUACUACUUGGUUACUCUCCUGACUGGAAGCUCAAAAUCAACUAUUAAGCCAGUACAUUUGGUUGCUGUGUUAACAAAACCUCUUCCUGUCAACAGUGUGGCAAUAUAUGACUACAAGCAGUCCCCAGAAACUGGAGUCCUAUUUGAUAUUCAAUAUCCAAAGCAGGCCACCAACUUUUUCUCAAGGUUAAAAUUAAGCUACUUCGAAGGCAGCCAUUACCGAUCAUCCCUCCAUAAAGACUUUCUGAAAGGCAAAUUAAUUUUCAACACUUGGCUGCCCGGAACAUGUUACAGUAACAUCACAUUGCAACUGGUGGCCGAGGCCAAUGUCAACAGAGUUCCAUUAAUGGAGUAUAGUGCUGUUGGUCAUGAACCAAAACAUCAUCGAACAGUACCCUAUCCCCCAAGCAAUGUGUCAAUGAAGAUUGUGUAUGGAAGAAGCCAAUCUAACAGUGAAAGUCAUGCUGGUCAUGAACAAUUUUCACUCAACACUAACAAUACGGUUGCUGAGGGAAGUAAUACGGUUGAUACUGAAGUUAAUGAUCUCACAACUACCAAACCAGUCAGUAGGGAAGAUUAUAAAUCAUUUAGUAGAGGUGGCAGUAGAAGAAUUUCUGACUGGGCACAGGAGCUCCAACCAGACACUAAAGAGACCUCGGCAAGUGGAAGUGAUUACUUGGAUAUAAUGAAUGUCACUGAAGAGGAUCCACAACAUAUUACUUACACAACCACAGAGCCUGUGAGCUCUGUUGUCAAUCCAGAGGCUGUUUGGCUUGUGCUCGAAUGGUUCCCUCCAAAGGCACCUACAAACUAUGAUGGCUUCAACAUUUAUAUCCAACGGCAAGGGCACCCCACUGAUGUUUACAGAGUGGAAAAUAACACUUAUAUAUUUGAGGUGGAACUCAGAGAACCGGGGAAGUACGAUGUAAAUGUGACAACAGUCAGUUCCUUUGGUACCUGUCUGACUAGAGAGGGUUCAUCCAAGAAACCCUUGACGUUUUACCUGAGUCCUUCCGGGAAAUGGUUUAAGGAGGUCACUGAAACUCCUAAAAAUGUGUAUGUGAAGGUGCUGAACUCAGUCACAGCCCUUGUAUCCUGGACUCAGUCGCAAGAAACCAACUAUGAUGGUAUUGUGUCGAUUGUAUCUCUCUCUUGUCAGCAGCAAGUAGAAGGCCAAAGAAUUGAAUUACUUUACUGCUCAAAGGUAAACCUGAGUGGCAACAUCAUUGAAAACCUUAUGCCUGGGGCACAUUACCAGGUGGUGGUCUAUCUGAAGAAUGGUCCGUCAGUCGGCCCUCCAUCUCGUCCAGUUACAUUUGGCUUGAACCCGUCAGGAGUGAAGAAGCCGUUGUAUCCACUGGGGCCCACAGCAGCGGUGCUGAGCUGGAGCAGGCCAUACUCUGUGGUCUUCAAAAAGUACCUGGUGGAAAUGUACCAUCAUGACCCAAAAAAUCAAAAGUCAAAAUGGAAAACCAUUCAAGAUAUUCCAUUCACAAGUGCCUUAACCAACUUCAUGAUUGUGACUGACCUGCAACCGGCCUCGCGCUAUGAGUUCCGUGUUACGAUGGUGUCCUGGGGAGAGCCUGAACACAGUUGCUGUGACAGAUCGUUAGCAAGCUAUAUAACAGCGCCACUAGCUCCGGAAAUUACGUGGCUGGAGUAUUCCAAGGACGUAUUGUCCGUCAGCUGGAAGUAUGGGAACGCCACAACGGGAACAUCCGACUCAACCCUCCCAUAUUGGCUGGUCAUAGCUGUCGGACGAAGGAUCAUUAAGAAAAGUGUGCCGCACAGUGUAAUGACAACCUUGCUUCGAUUGCCUCCUGGGGACAUCUACAACAUUACCGUUGUAGCCUAUACGGAAGGAAGCAGCAACUCAUCCACUCCACGGAUAAUUCAGCUCCAGCCUGCUUCUCCCAAGUCGCUCUUCAUUGUGAACAGAACGCGGUCGUCUGUGACUCUCCUGUGGGUAGAGGAAGGGGUCACUGAUCAUUACAAGGUCAUUUGUAAACAAGUUGGAUCAAGAAAGGAAGCAGAGAAAGAAGAGGCCACAGUGUACGCACCGAUUGUUACACUCUCCAAUCUCGUUCCAUCAACCUCGUACAACUGCAGCGUAACCAGUGUCAGCUACGAACAUUACAGUGCUCCGGUUUUCAUCACCGUCUCAACAGUUGCAGACGUCAAUUCGAACAUGGUGGUGAUCUCUGCCUUGGCGAUUCUGAGUAUCCUGCUGAUAGGACUGCUGCUGAUCACACUAUUUAUUCUUCGACGUAAGCACCUGCAACACGCCAGGAAUUGUGGAGCAGGAAUAUUUGUCAAUUUUGCCACUCUGGAGAGAGACGGGAAGUUGCCAUUUAACUGGCGUAGAAGUAUUUUUGCUGUUCUUGCACUGCUCCCAUCAUGCUUUUGGACUGACUAUCUUUUGGCCUUUGGUAUUAACCCUUGGAAUAAAUACGCACUGAAGAAGAGGAAACUAGCCAACCCUGUUCAGCUGGAUGAUUUUGAAAUGUAUCUCAAGGAAAUGGCAAAAGACUCAGAUUACAAAUUCUCUCUGCAGUUUGAGGAUCUAAAGCUGGUUGGUCAAGAUAUAUCCCAUGAUGCAGCAGAACUUCCAGUCAAUCGAUGUAAAAAUCGUUACACUAAUAUACUGCCAUAUGACUUCAGCCGAGUGAAAUUAACUUCUCUGCAGUGUGAAGAUGAAUCAGACUACAUUAAUGCUAAUUAUGUUCCAGGGUUUAACUCUGCCCGAGAGUAUAUUGCAACACAAGGACCCUUGGCAGAGACAAGAAAUGAUUUCUGGAAGAUGAUAAUUCAACAGAAAUCAGGCAUUAUUGUUAUGCUUACACAAUGUAAUGAGAGGAGACGGAUAAAAUGUGACCAUUAUUGGCCAUUUAACGAACAGCCCGUCAGUUAUGGAGACAUCACCGUUGAAAUGGUUUUUGAGUCGGAGCAGUCUGAUCAAUCAGAAGAGAAUCUUCAGUCUGAGUGGAUCAUAAGAGAAUUCAAUGUCAGCUAUGCAGAUGAUGUUCGGAAAGUGAUUCACUAUAAUUACAUGGCAUGGCCUGAUCAUGGUGUCCCCACAGCAGACACAGCUGAGACCAUCUUACAGUUUGUCCAGUUGGUCAGACAGCAAGCAGUAGAGAGACCUGGUCCUAUAAUUGUUCACUGUAGUGCUGGAGUGGGAAGAACGGGAACCUUUAUAGCUCUCGAUCGCCUUAUGCAGCACAUUCAAGAGCAUGAGUACGUAGAUAUUCUGGGCAUGGUGGCUGAAAUGCGUACUUACAGAACAUCAAUGGUUCAGACAGAGGAGCAGUACAUUUUCAUUCACCGCUGUGUGCAACUGAUGUGGAAAAAGAGAAAGCAGCAGUACAGUAGCAGUGAUGUGAUUUAUGAGAAUUCUAGACCAUUCCAGUUUAUGAGGCUUGCAGGGUGA